Saccostrea cuccullata (small rock oyster) is the source of this 1392-nucleotide messenger RNA. RefSeq lists its product as uncharacterized. The transcript has 4 exons. The annotation marks the transcript as partial. NCBI's taxonomy places the organism in Eukaryota, Metazoa, Mollusca, Bivalvia, Ostreida, Ostreidae. The record is from RefSeq and is a predicted model, not a curated record.
UACCAAGAGAGGUACUAUUUUGGGACAAGGAGGCCAGAGAGCGGUAUGUGGAGUACGCUAAGAGAGGAACACAGACAGUCCACCACGCCCGGGGGAUGAUUGUAGGAUGUGCUGGGGCGGGGAAAACCACGCUACUCAAACGUCUGCGAAGGUGUAGUGAGGAGGAAACAAUGAACGAGAAAUCAACGGAAGUCUUGGAUGUCCAUGAAGAGGUUUUUGAGAUAGUUGAUGAAAACAAAUCACUAAAAGCUACAUCCCUGAAUACAAAGUACAAGUUUGAGGGGAAACCAUCAAAGACGUUGACGUUUUUUGAUUUUGGAGGCUAGUGUGUCUACUACGCAUGUCACCAGAUUUACCUGACCAGGAGGGCUUUCUAUGUUGUGGUGGUGGACGCUUCAAAGGACUUGAACGAAAAAACAGAUGUGAAUGUGUGUGAUCAAAAUGGCAGCCUUUUCUCAGAAUGGACCUACGGAGAUUACUUUCAAUUUUGGAUAAAGUCUAUUCAUACUUUUUGGGGGAGGGAGAAGAGAAUGAUGAAUCGACCAAUAGUUCUCAUUGUCGGAACACACUGGGAGAAUUCUAAAUACAAGAAUGAAGAGGAAUUUGUUGAACGCUUACAAGAAAAAUUCCCAAAGAAUUCUAACUUACUACAGUAUGUGGACAAAGAUAGCUGCUUCUUCACACAGUUUCCCCUCACACCUUUGGAGGCUUUAGAAAAACGUAUAGUUGAGAUUGCAUCUCAAAAGCGGUGGAAAGAGGAGAUUCCAAAAGACUGGGCCUUUUUUGAAAUUGAAAUCAAUCAAAGGAAAGCUGAGAGAAAAAUGUUGGAUCUGACAGAUAUAGUUUCAAAGCAUACAGAAUAUAAUAAAGAGAAAAAUGAAAGAAUAGACAUGUUGCGUUAUUAUCAUGAUGCUGGGAAGGUUUUGUACUUUAACGAAGAUGGAUUGGAAAGAUGGGUAAUUAUUGAUGUACAGUGGUUUGUUAAUGUCUUUAAAGGUAUCAUCACUGAUAAACUUCAUUUGAAAGGAAUUGAAGCUACAAGAUUAGAUUGGGAAGAUUACUACAAUACUGGUUGUCUUAGAAAAGAAGUAUUAAUGGAUAUAUUUAAACAUAAAGAAAACAAAAAUGCUAUAGCAAAUUUCGCUGUUCCAGAGAGUCAUGCUUCCAACAAGUCAGAUGUAACUGUUUAUUAUGUAAGAGACGAAACACAACAUUCUGGAAAAGAGAAAAUUGAUCAGAAUUCGCCAUAUCUUUUGGGUAACUUGGACAUUAUUUUGAACUUCAUGCAAAGACUCGGUUUGAUAGCAAAAGGAGAGAAUUAUCACUAUAUACCAUGCAUGAACAGGAAAACAUUUGACAAAAGCAUCCUAAAUAUGAUACAGUCCCUGAAAC